GCUAUUUUUGGGAAAGUGGCUCAGAAUCUGGAGAGGCUCUCAGGCUGGCCUUCCAGGCAGGCCAGUGCCGACCUAUGCCUGACCACAUUGGAACGAAGCUGAGGCUGGGUAGAGUCCAAAAGCUCUGAUGAGAAUUGUUUCCCCAGAGCUUUUGGAUCAUGCCUGAAGUAGUAGCCCCGUAAAAGCCAGCCCCAGACCUGGAGGCACAGUGACUUCCAUCACGUUAGGCCAGGGAGGAGCAAGGGUUUGCAGGGAAGGAGCCUCAUUCAUCCCAUGCAUCAGACCCAUCCAGAGACAUUUACGUUUUCUCUUGAGACAGCGGCUGGCAAAGUAUCUGCCCUUGGGGAUACAGCCUAGUGACCAUUCAGAGCAUAAUGUGGGGGGAAAUACUAUAUUACUCAGGGAAGGGGGGACACAUAAAGGGCUUGGACCAAAAUGAAGUUGACCAGCAGACCAGAGCAGAGAUGAAGCUGGGGCUUGGGGACAGAAGAGCACCAGCCAUACACAUCUUGGUAGUAUGCAGGCUGGGCUGGGCCAAGGCACCCUAAAAAGAAAAAGGGAGUACUAAGAGAGGCAGGACUAGUAGCUGAGGCUACUCCAGUCCCUCUGUCUGUGUUCACAUGGAGAUGUGUUUCUCUGGUGUCUAGAACGGCCUUCUCAGAACCCCUGACACAAGUCUAGAAUGACAGGGUACCGAAACUGGCGAGCUAUGCAGGACAUGCGAAGGUACCGACACCACUACCCGGAUUUGGCAGAUCAAGACUGCAAUGGCGACAUGUCCAACCUGAGUUUCUACAAAAAUGAGAUCUGCUUCCAGCCAAACGGUUUUCUCAUUGAGGACAUUCUUCAGAAUUGGAAAGAUAACUAUGACCUCCUUGAAGAGAAUCACUCCUAUAUCCAGUGGCUGUUUCCUCUGAGGGAACCAGGAGUCAACUGGCAUGCCAAGCCCCUCACACUCAAAGAGGUCGAGGCAUUUAAAAGCUCCAAGGAGGUCAGAGAGCGUCUUGUCCGGGCCUAUGAGCUCAUGCUGGGCUUUUAUGGAAUCCAGCUUGAAGACCGGGAUACAGGUGCUGUCUGCCGUGCACAGAACUACGAGCUGCGCUUCCACAACCUGAACAGUCACAGCCACAACAACCUGCGUAUCACACGCAUCCUCAAGUCGCUGGGCGAGCUGGGCUUAGAGCACUACCAGGCACCGCUGGUCCGCUUCUUCCUGGAGGAGACACUAGUGCAGCACAAAUUGCCCAGUGUGCGCCAGAGUGCCCUGGACUACUUCCUCUUUGCUGUGCGCUGCCGGCACCAGCGCCGGGAGCUCGUGCACUUUGCGUGGGAGCACUUCAAGCCUCGCUGCCAGUUUGUCUGGGGGCCCCGUGACAAGCUUCGGAAAUUCAGGCCCCAGGCUACACCCCAGCCCCUGAUGGUACUAGGGCAGGCAGAUAAGGACGAGGGUGCCAGGAACCCCUUCCAAGAGGCUGGCACCCAGGGUCGGACCUAUGGAUCUGGAAGGGACCUGAGUGGGGACACUGGAACUGAGGAUCCCUCACUGCUGAGCACACAGACCCAGGAUGUGGGAACCUUGGAUGGGGACAAGAGGGAUGAGGCUGAGUCACUGAGCCCCAAAGAGAGCAAGAAGAGGAAGUUGGAGGGGAACAGGCAGGAGCAGACCCCAGGGGAGUCAGAUCCCCAGGGUGUCUCUGAGGUAGAGAAAAUUGCCCUCAACCUUGAGGGGUGUGCCCUCAGCCCUGUCAGCCAGGAACCCAGGGAGGCUGAACAGCCCUGUCCUGUUACCCAUGAGGCCAGGAUGGCUGAUGAGGUAAGAAAACGGAGGAAGGUGGAGGAGGGGGCUGAGGGUGAUGGAGCUGCCGGUAACCAUAACACUGAAAUGCAGGCCCAUGCCCCGCCUCCUACACCUUCAGAGUGUCCUGAGGCCCAAAAGGAUGGGAACAGGCCAGAGGACCCAGAAAGCCAGGUGGGGCCAGAGCAAGGUGCCUCUGUGAAUUUGGUGGAGGAUCCUGGGAGCCUGGUGGAGGACCCUGGCCCUGACACCACAGGAAUCUCAGUGGAUGAGUCAGAGGAGUUGGCAAGGGUAGGGGCCUCUGCUGAACCCCCGAAGCCUUAGAGGUGCAUCUCAGUCCCACUAGCCCACUGCAGGGGUUCUCGUGAGUCCCAGAGCCCUGCUCUUGGCUCUUCUCGGUGCCCCACAGUGCUGGCCUCUCCCUGGUGGUCACUGAAACAUCCACCAGAGGGACUGAGGCCCUGCCCUCAGGGAAGGCCACUGCCUUCAGAACCCUCCUUACCUCACUGUGUCCUCCCCCACUGCCCUCUGAGCCCAUGUUUGUGAACAGACCCCAAGGGUCGGGGAGGGGGGAGGGGCCUCUUUUCUUAGUCUGGUGCCAAGUGAGGCCUUUUCUGAAUAAACUCUUCAGACUUUG
Peromyscus eremicus (cactus mouse) is the source of this 2432-nucleotide messenger RNA. RefSeq names its product opioid growth factor receptor (gene Ogfr). Gene Ontology annotation, cellular component: membrane. Gene Ontology annotation, molecular function: opioid growth factor receptor activity. The coding region runs from base 683 to 2119 and encodes 478 amino acids. The record is from RefSeq and is a predicted model, not a curated record. NCBI's taxonomy places the organism in Eukaryota, Metazoa, Chordata, Mammalia, Rodentia, Cricetidae. The transcript is spliced from 7 exons.